Phalaenopsis equestris is the source of this 841-nucleotide messenger RNA. RefSeq lists its product as uncharacterized. NCBI's taxonomy places the organism in Eukaryota, Viridiplantae, Streptophyta, Magnoliopsida, Asparagales, Orchidaceae. The coding region runs from base 8 to 679 and encodes 223 amino acids. The transcript is spliced from 3 exons. The record is from RefSeq and is a predicted model, not a curated record.
UGAGAUCAUGGGCCGCGCAAACUCCAAGCUUCCGAGCUUCUGCCUCAGCCGCAUGGCGACUCGGAUCAGAGUCCGUUCACCGCCGGUGGACUCCAACCCGGUUCCGGCGGCCGACGGAGAAGCCAAGAAAGUCGAAAACGGCGGCAAGGCGACGGAGGAACGGCGGCGAGUCAUGGUGGCGGUUGACUCGAGCACGGAGGCGAAGAGUGCUCUGCUUUGGGCUCUGUCUCAUGCUGUGCAGAGCAAUGACAGCCUUGUUUUGCUAAAAGUUUCAAAGCCUGCAUCCAAGCAAGGAGGAGAUCAGUGUCCACAGGGGAGAGAUCCAAAGGGUUAUGAGAUUCUACAGAGCAUGAAAAGCAUUUGUCAAUCUAAAAAACCAGAGGUAGCAGUGGAGCUGUGUCAGGUUGAAGGAAAAGAUCGAGGGCCGGCGAUCGUGGAGGAAGCGAGGAAGCAGGGGGUAUCCCUGCUUGUUUUAGGGCAGAAGAAGAGAUCCAUAACAUGGAGGCUGCUAAUGGUGUGGGCUCAUGGCUGGGGGAGUAGAAUGGCCUCAGGUGGAGUUGUGGAUUACUGUGUGCAAAACUCUCCAUGCAUGACUUUGGCUGUGAGAAGGAAGAGCAGAAGAGGUGGUGGGUUUCUGAUCACUACAAGAAGACACAAGGAUUUCUGGCUUUUGGCUUGAGUUUUUUGCCUUCUAUUUUGUUUUAGGAAGAUUUACAUAUAUACCGCUCAAUUCAUAUAUAUUUACAUAUCUAACAUUGUACAUACCAUAUUGUUUAUGCAUGGAAAGGUGUAUUUCAAGUUUUGAAGUUUGAAAUGGUGGUAUUUGUAAUGUGAUAUGAAA